Panicum hallii is the source of this 611-nucleotide messenger RNA. Its product is annotated as flagellar radial spoke protein 2. Gene Ontology annotation, biological process: mitochondrial respiratory chain complex II assembly. The coding region runs from base 71 to 406 and encodes 111 amino acids. NCBI's taxonomy places the organism in Eukaryota, Viridiplantae, Streptophyta, Magnoliopsida, Poales, Poaceae. Gene Ontology annotation, cellular component: mitochondrion. The record is from RefSeq and is a predicted model, not a curated record. The transcript has a single exon.
CACGAGGCGACGCGAGGGCCGGACGGAGAAAGGGCCGCGUCGCAACUCGCAACAGCACGGCAGCGAAACCAUGGCGGCCAACCACUGCUUCCGCCGCCUCGCCUCCGCGUCGGCCUCGGCUCUCUCCCGCCGGUCGCAGAAUCCUAGUCCCCCGCCAGCCCUCCUCAUCCGCCUCGCGCUCUCCAGCUCCGCGACGGAUCCGCCGCCGAAGGCGGAAGGAGAGGAAGCGGCGGGAGACAAGGGCGUUGCCGACGCCGGCGAGCUGAAGGAGAAGGAGGAGGAGGAGGAGGACGAAGACGGCGGCGUGCACGUGAACAAGGCCACCGGCGAGAUCGGCGGCCCGCGCGGGCCCGAGCCCACGCGGUACGGCGACUGGGAGCGCGGCGGCCGCUGCUCCGAUUUCUGAACUGCUCCUGCUCCGAAGCGAUUCCCGCGAGGUGAGACCACGGGCAGCGGGUUAUAUACACUGUGCUGUUGGAUUCGUUCUACGGUGAUGCUAAUCGUGUUAGUAAUCUGUGCAAGGAUGGUGUGAUAUACAACUGUUAAAACUGCCUUUUGCUUUGUUCUCUUGGGAAUAAAAUGAGUUGACAGUACUCGAUUCAGAAUGCUCA